AUGGCUCCACUCAAACCUGUAAAGAGUCCCUAUGCGGAUGUGAUGGAUGAUACUUCCACUUCUCUAGCUGGUCUAAUCACUGAAGAAAUCAUUGAAUCUUAUGGUUCCAUCAAUGAAACUACUACCCAAGCCACACUUUCAAGCAACAACGACACUCUAACCAACGAAGAGAUACCGCUUGAUCCCAAUGAUGGUUACCUAUUGCCCUUCAAUCAGACAGUGGCAGUUCUGAUUCCAAUGUACUUCUUGGUGUUUCUUGCGUCUUUGGAUUCCACCAUCUUAUCGACAUUGAUGACGGACAUUGCAUCUGACAUGAAUGCCAUCCCCUAUAUUUCGUGGAUCGCAACAGCGUAUCUCUUUUCCACCUCUAUUGUUCAACCCUUGGGCAAGCUAAGCGAUAUUUUCGGUAGGAAACCCUGUCUACUGGUUUGUAUUGUUGUUUUCACAAUAGGUUGUGUCCAAUGUGCAACAGCCACUUCUGUUUGGUCGUUUUCUUCAGGUAGAUUCUUAUCUGGUUUUGCAGCUGGAUUAAACACUCUCUCGACAAUCAUUACAAGCGAUUUGAUCCCAUUAAGAAACAGGGGGGUUUACCAAGGCUUGGGUAACAUAUUCUUUGCACUUGGUUCUGCUGUAGGUGGCACGUGCGGUGGUUGGAUCUCCCAAAGAUGGGGAUGGAGAGUCGCAUUCUGGUGUCAAGUUCCAAUUGGUAUUGUGUGUUUCCUCAUUAUUGUUUUCUUCUUUAAUAUCCCAACAUUGCCCCAUGAAAUUGAUAGCUUAAAUAUUUCACUAUCACAGAAAAUGAAAAAAGUUGAUGUAAAGGGAAUCUUUUUGAUUGCAUCAAAUUUGUUCGUUCUUAUUACAAUGGCAAGCUCUAAUUUUGAAAAUCAUUGGUACUAUGUGGUACUGCUUUCCAUUUUAGGAUUUGGACUUUACCAUUUAUAUCAAGUAGAAAAUAGCCACCCAUUCGCAAUCAUUCCAAUGGAACUCAUGAGAAACAGAUCGGUUCUUGGCUCUUCGCUAGCCAAUUGGUUUGGUACAAUGUAUUCCUACAUUAUCAUGUAUUAUUUCCCAGUCUAUUUAUCGACGGUAUUAGGCAUCAAAUCAGAUGGUGUUGGUCUUAGACUGGUUCCAAAUAUUGUUGUUGCUUCUCUAUCUUCCAUCGGAAGUGGUGUUUACAUGAAGUGGAGUGGUAAGUACUUAAAGUUCUCCAUUAUUGUCAAUUCGCUAGGUGUACUUAGUUUGAUUUUUCUGUUAUUUAGAACAUACCCAGGUCAAACACCUACAACGUUUGAGCAAUAUAUGUUAAAUACAGUAGCCGUUGGUGCUUAUGCUUCUAUGUUGACAGUUACCUUACUAUCGCUUAUAGCUGCCGUCCCACUUGAAUAUCAAUCCUCUGUGACAUCCAUCCAAUAUGCAUUCAGAAGUAUGGGCUCAACCUUAGGUACUACAUUUUCGUCCUUUAUCUUCACAACCACACUAUCCAAACUUUUGGUUGAUAAAUUGACAGCUUCAAAACCGGAUGAUUUGAGUGAUUACAAAUUGGCAAAAAUUAUUGAAAUUGCAUUACAUGAUGCUAAUUACAUCAGAUCUCCGAAGGCACCUGAGUGGACAAGAAGUAUAAUGGUUUAUUGCUAUAACCUCAGUGUUUGGUGGACAUUUGUGUUUGCCCUUAUCACCUCUAUUUUUGGUCUUGUGGCAAUAUCUAUCAUUAGGGAAAAUACUCUCCAUACCAGCGUGAAGAGAUAA
This is a messenger RNA of Pichia kudriavzevii, 1746 nucleotides long. RefSeq lists its product as uncharacterized. The transcript has a single exon. Gene Ontology annotation, molecular function: basic amino acid transmembrane transporter activity. Gene Ontology annotation, biological process: transmembrane transport; basic amino acid transport. The coding region runs from base 1 to 1746 and encodes 581 amino acids. Lineage: Eukaryota; Fungi; Ascomycota; Pichiomycetes; Pichiales; Pichiaceae. Gene Ontology annotation, cellular component: fungal-type vacuole membrane. The record is from RefSeq and is a predicted model, not a curated record.